This is a messenger RNA of Perca flavescens (yellow perch), 2527 nucleotides long. RefSeq names its product cytochrome P450 2J2. Gene Ontology annotation, cellular component: cytoplasm; intracellular membrane-bounded organelle. Gene Ontology annotation, molecular function: oxidoreductase activity, acting on paired donors, with incorporation or reduction of molecular oxygen, reduced flavin or flavoprotein as one donor, and incorporation of one atom of oxygen; iron ion binding; heme binding. Lineage: Eukaryota; Metazoa; Chordata; Actinopteri; Perciformes; Percidae. Bases 77 to 1558 code for a protein of 493 amino acids. Gene Ontology annotation, biological process: xenobiotic metabolic process. The record is from RefSeq and is a predicted model, not a curated record. The transcript has 9 exons.
UAACAUGAGAAAACACCAUCAUCAUGUUUGCAGGAGCACAUUGAUUUUACAGAGGGCCUUUUGAAAUAUACCAAUCAUGAUUUUUCAUGCACUUUUUGAAUAUAUGGACUUUACUGGUUGUCUGUUGUUGAGCUUUGUAGUGUUACUCCUGACAGAUGUGGUCCGAAACUGGAGGCCACACAGCUUUCCACCUGGACCUUGGGCUGUGCCUUUUCUUGGAAAUGUCUUCACAGGAGUUGAUUUCAAAACAAUGGAAAAGCUUUCUCAGGAGUACGGUCCAGUGUUCAGCCUGAGGAAAGGCAGUGAAAGGAUGGUGUUUGUUUCAGGAUACAAGAUGGUCAAAGAGGCUCUUGUUAACCAGCUAGACAGCUUUGCUGAUCGACCUAUUGUCCCUCUCUUCCAUGUUGUCUUCAAGGGUCUUGGCGUAGCUUUGAGCAGUGGUUACCUGUGGAAGAAGCAGAGGAAGUUUGCCAACACUCACCUGCGUUACUUUGGAGAGGGCCAGAGGUCACUGGAAAAAUACAUUCAAGAGGAAAAAAACUUCCUCUGUGAAGCCUUUAAAGAGGAACAAGGAAGACCAUUCAACCCCCACUACAUCAUAACAAAUGGAGUGGGUAACAUCAUCUCAUCUGUGCUCUUUGGACAUCGCUUUGAAUACAGUGAUCAAAGCUUUAGGAAGUUUCUGGAGUUGGACAAUGAGGCCAUUCUGCUCGCUGGCUCUGCUCAGACUCAGCUGUAUGAUGCCUUCCCGGGCUUAAUGAAGUACCUGCCUGGACCUCACCAGACUGUACAUGCCAACUAUAAGGAGAUCAUGAAUUUCUUGAAAAAGGAAGUAGAGAAGCACCAGGAGGAGUGGAACCCUGAUGACCCUCGUGAUUAUAUUGAUGCAUACCUGUCAGAAAUGAAGAAGAAAAAAGAGGAUCCCCAUGCUGGCUUCAACAUUGAAACCCUGCUGGUAUGCAUCCUCGAUCUGAUGGAGGCUGGUACAGAAACUUCUUCCACCACUUUACGCUGGGCCCUCGUAUACAUGAUGCACUACCCAGAAAUACAGGAAAAAGUCCAGGCAGAGAUAGACAGAGUAAUCGGACAGUCUCGUCAGCCCACCAUGGCCGACAGACCCAACAUGCCUUACACUGACGCUGUCAUCCAUGAGAUUCAAAGGAUGGGAAAUAUUGUUCCCCUGGGGCUCCCCAAAAUGGGCAGUAAAGAUGCUACACUUGGAGGAUACUUAAUACCCAAAGGCACAGCUAUAAGUACAAUCCUUGCAUCUGUGCUGUUUGAUAAGAAUGAGUGGGCGACCCCAGAUAUCUUCAAUCCGGAGCAUUUCUUGGAUUCAGAGGGCCAGUUCUGCAGAAGAGACGCCUUCUUACCGUUUUCAGCAGGUAAACGUGUGUGUUUAGGGGAGCACCUGGCCAGAAUGGAGCUGUUUCUUUUCUUUACAUCUUUCUUCCAACGCUUCACCUUCUCUCCUGUUCCUGGAGAAAUGCCGAGCUUGGAAGGUGUACUGGGCUUCACCCAUUCCCCAAGGGAGUUCAGGGUGCUAGCUAUGCCUCGCUGAUUUGCUCCCACAUUUUUUCAUCCUUGCAUUACAGUAGCACAAAGCAUUAAAUAACUCUUAGACAACAAUAUCCAAGAUUACAUAUCUGACUCGCAACUGAACAGUUUUUUGCAUAAAAUAUAAACACACCAACAAAAACAAUUAUAUAAAAAAUAAAGAAGAGAUAUGCAGUCUUCCAGGUCAGAGGUUAAACAAACCAAAAGACAUAUACUGUUCUACAAUAUACUUGUACUGAUACAAUAUUGAUCUAUCACUGGCCUGACAGCGUUUAUCUACUGGAUCUCAGAUAACUUGAUGACAUGGUCAUUAAAGCCUCCAAACACCCACACAGGUGAUUUCAGUUAUUCUGGCUGAUUUACUCUGCUCAGUUUGAAGGUGGGCUGGAGCAUUGAUAAGAAUGAAUUAGGUCAUUAGGAAUGAUAAGGCUGUCAUUUGUCCUGUCCUAACAGGUGCAACAAAACUAACAGGACUAACAGGAGGCUUAGGAAGAUGUCAAUCAAUCAGUCUCUACACACCCACACAGUCCUGGAAAUCAGCCAAACUGAAAACACCUUUAACAUUCAUAAACUGUCGAUACAUUAAGUGUUGCAUAACAUUUUUCUAAGUAGAUCAUUUAUCAGUAUAAAGCGACAGGUAUAUAUACUCAUGUAUCCAUUAGAACAUGAUGUCAUGUAAUAGCUCCACAUUAGUUAAGCAUGUUUUUCAUGUUAGCCUCUUUGAUUUUGUUACUAGUAAAUCAAAAAUGUAUUCUGUUGCAUAUAUAGUACAUAACCAUGUAUCUUCAUCUAAAGGCAUGCCUUGGUCAUUUUUGUAGAUUUUUAACAAGGAGACAAAAGUUAAGUAAUUUUAAAAUCUGUAUUAACCUUCAAGCUUAUUCAAGACUCCUCGGCUUUGUGUGGGGGUCCUGCAUGACCCUGGGGUUCUAAAGGGAUAAUGUAGAGCGAGCACAUUUUGCGAGAUUUGCCAAAA